This is a messenger RNA of Caenorhabditis angaria, 849 nucleotides long. The record is from the annotation of a GenBank genome assembly. NCBI's taxonomy places the organism in Eukaryota, Metazoa, Nematoda, Chromadorea, Rhabditida, Rhabditidae.
AUGUUGCGUAGCCUAUUGGUUAUUUGCACUAUUUUUGUGAUUUUUGUUGAACUUGCUCCAGUUUCAGACGAUACUUUGGAGUUAGAGUUAGGUAAGUUAUCGGGUCACAGUUUUGGAUAGAAGCUGAUUUACUUACUUUCGCAAUCAUUGUUUUAGACCCCCGUCUCUCAGAAACUUGUUGAAAACAAACACAAAAAUUUCAGAAUCAAACAUAACUGUUGUGAAAUUGGACAAAGGUCUGAAAUUCGAAGCGCAUUCAAAAUUCGAUUCUGACAAUUCAACAACAUCAAAACAAUCAGAAAAAGGUGUUGAUAUGAUCAUUCAUCAGAUUAUUCAUCUAUACCGUAGGUUUCAAUUUAGACAAUCAAUUUCGAUUUUUCAGAAAAACCUCAGCAUCCAACAAAUUCGUCUUCCGAAGAAAUCCAUGAUCCAUCGGUUGUAAGUGGAAGAGCAGUUCGAUCGGUUGAUAAAAAAGGUGAGAUUUGGAGAAAUUAGGGAAUUCUGGACACAUAAUGUGUUCAAGGUGAUCAAUCGAUGAUUCAACAGAACGUAAAAACGACGAAAGCAGCAGUAGCAGUAGCAGCUCAGAAGAAGAAAAAAACGACAAGGAAGAAAAAAAAAGUGACAACAACAACGACGACGAAAAAAGUUCCGACACUGAAAAAGAAGUCUUCAAUGCCGGAGGUAAUUUGUGAUUUUAUUCGAAAAUCCAAACUACCUUUCGAUCUAAGCGCUCUUGAAACAAAGGAGUGUAAUGAGAUCGAAGAGGUUGGAAAUCAUUUUAUCAUUAUGAUUAUUACAGAAGAAACCUUCAAACUCGGCGCCAAUUUCACCUCCAAUGCCAACUAG